Esox lucius (northern pike) is the source of this 3148-nucleotide messenger RNA. RefSeq names its product arylsulfatase H (gene arsh). Bases 993 to 2762 code for a protein of 589 amino acids. Gene Ontology annotation, molecular function: arylsulfatase activity. Lineage: Eukaryota; Metazoa; Chordata; Actinopteri; Esociformes; Esocidae. The transcript is spliced from 12 exons. The record is from RefSeq and is a predicted model, not a curated record.
UCUGAGUAAAGUAUCAAACAUUUAUGUUGCGCUGCAUGUGUUAUUUGUGCAGACAUAGUCGUUUUCGUUGAGUGCAUAUUCGUUUAGUAAACUGUAUAGCUGAAUUUGCUUAUGAUAUCGAAUUAUUGGUGUUUGUUUGCAUUUUUAUUAGUCAGCUUUCAUUCACAGUGAGUGUCAACAUGAACAAGAGGAAGGGUUGAAGUGACAUUCAUCAGUUUUUUGGGCAGCCUCAGAAAAGUUGAGAGCAAUGAGAAAAUGGGGACCAGUCAGAUAAGUAUGCAGUUGCACAAGAGAUCAAGACGAUACCUGACGAUUCCAGCUGCCACUCUGCUGACUAUCUCACCCCCGGGUUGUCCUUGUCCAUCUGGUCAUGCUUCUGACCAGGAUUAGGGUUUAUAGAGUCUAGACACAGCCCACAUGCAUUUAUUAAUUAUUACAACUUGUAUAUAUUCAAAAUAAAAGCCAGCAUUAGAACUACACGUUGUAAGGUGGAACAUGACAUUUGAGAAUUACUUACUAGGGUAUAAAAGUCUAUUUUAAGUGUCAAUUUAUGGGGAAAAUUAGAGGGUAUAGCUAGCAGCACUUUCUUAGCCACCUACUCAAUUUGCUCCACUGCAAGGCUCUACACAAUAAUUUGGCCUAUGCUAAUUGCAUAAUAACAAAAAAACUAGACAACGUAAGGUGGAACAUGCCAUUCGAGAGUUACUCACUAGGGUAUAAAUAAACUAUAUAAACUGUCAAUUCAUGGGGGAAAUUAUAGGGUAUAGCUUGCUGCACUUUCUAUAAUGUAUUAACAAUAUAUUGACUUUGGAGCUUUUAUUUUGAAGGUUUCCUCAUUAUAAUACCACCAUGAAGUUAUCGUUAGUGCUGCUGGCAGAAUACUGGAACAUUUCGAAGCAAUCCUCCGAGCCUCUGCUUCAUGCGUCCCAUCACUACUGUUAACACUACUGUAAAAUCUGCAACUUCAGCCUAUGCUCUAAUUUGGCAUCAGAAUGAGGAUCUGCCUGCUGGCCCUGCUCCUGGCCACAGGAAGCCAUGUCACAGGGUCAGAGGAGGACAGGAAGCCCAACUUUGUCCUCAUGAUGGUUGACGACCUCGGCAUCGGGGACAUUGGUUGCUAUGGCAAUGACACCAUUAGGACCCCUAAUAUUGACCAUUUAGCAGCAGAGGGAGUUCGGUUAACUCAGCAUAUAGCUGCUGCUCCUCUCUGUACUCCCAGCAGGGCAGCCUUCCAUACAGGACGCUACGCACUGCGCGCAGGUCUGGGCAGUAUAGGGCGUGUGCAGGUGUUGUUGUUUCUGGGAGGUUCUGGAGGUCUCCCUCCCACAGAGACCACAUUCGCUAAGAAACUACAGGAGCAGGGAUACACCACAGGACUAGUGGGAAAAUGGCACCUGGGAGUGAACUGUGAGCAUCGAGGGGAUCACUGCCACCACCCUAACACCCAUGGCUUCAGCUACUUCUAUGGCCUCCCCUUCACCCUGUUCAAUGACUGCAAUCCAGGGGAGGGGACAGACGUACUGGCGGAUCUAAAGAACCUACUGUGGCGGCUAACACUGAUGGUAGCCCUGGCCCUGCUCAGUCUGGUAUGCGUGCGAGUAUUAGGUCUUCUGGAGGUUAGUGUCUCCUUCAUCGUGGCGGUGACCUGUCUGAGCCUGCUGGCAUUCAGCGUGUGGUUCAUACCCUUUCACUUCUUGAGGACCUGGAACUGCAUCAUCAUGAGGAACCAGGAAGUGGUUGAGCAGCCCAUGGUUUUAGACACGUUGCCACAGCGACUCCUAGGAGAGGCCCAGGGCUUCAUAGAGCGGAAUGCCGACAGGCCUUUCCUCCUGUUCCUGUCUCUGGCCCAUGUACACACUCCAUUGUUCAACUCUCCAGGCUUCGCUGGGAAGAGUCGCCAUGGUCUCUAUGGGGAUAACGUGGAAGAGGUGGACUAUAUGAUCGGUCGUAUGACUGAGACUGUUGACAGGUUGGGUCUAGCCAACAACACUAUGAUGUAUUUCACCUCUGACCACGGAGGUUUUAUCGAGGACAGAGAUCAUCGCGGGCAAAAAGGAGGCUGGAAUGGAAUCUACAAAGGUGGGAAGGCUAUGGGUGGAUGGGAGGGUGGCAUCAGGGUUCCCGGAAUAUUCCGAUGGCCGGGCCGGCUACCAGCAGGCAGGGUGGUUGACACACCCACCAGUCUCAUGGACCUGUACCCCACGCUCACACACCUGGCCGGAUCAACACACAGCCACAGGUUGUUGGAUGGAUAUAAUCUGAUGCCCGUGUUGGAGGGGAGGACCGAUCGUUCACAGCACGAGUUCAUGUUCCACUAUUGUGGAGCCUACCUAAACGCUGUGCGCUGGCACCCACCUGGAAGUGAAUCCGUGUACAAAGUCCACUUCUUCACACCCAACUUCUCCCCCCCGGGGGCUGGCGGUUGCUAUAAGACCAAGCUUUGUUUCUGUGACGGACAUCACGUGACACACCACAACCCGCCACUGAUCUAUGACCUUUACACUGACCCCUCGGAGUCCCGCAACUUGACCUCUGACACUGAGCCACGCUACCAGGAGGUUCUGCAGCAGACUGCCCGGGCCGUGGAGCUGCACAGAGCCACCUUUACACGCGCACAGCCGGACAUGCCCCACCCCCUGUUGGAGCCCGCCCCCAACCAGCUGUCAUGGGAGAAGAUUCUGUGGCGGCCGUGGCUGCAGCCCUGCUGUGGGACCUUCCCCUUCUGUGGCUGUAAAGAGAACGUUUCAUCUACACUGGCCUGACGCACGCACGCACGCGCGCUCGCGCGCGCGCGCAAACACACACACCCACCCCUCAGGAUGUCCCCGCAGUGACAGAGCGUUGUGUGGGUGACACGGAGAUGUUUGUUCAUGGGUUAUAUAAAGCAUUAUCAGAAUGUGCACAGAGGUAAUACAAACAUCUUUGAUAUCUGGGCCAAUCUUACUUGUAAAUUGCUUUAGAGAUUUAAAUUUGUCUUAGAUUAUUUGUAUUAUUUUCCCACAGCUACCUGUGAAUUCUGUGAGAAAGCCGUCUGUGAUAUUUGCAACUGAUGUUUGUGAUGCAGUGACUGCUGUAUGCUUCUGUUAUUUACUACUGUUCACCACAGGAUGGAGCCACCUUCCUGGCCUGGAAUAAACGGUCCUCUCUG